Messenger RNA from Pecten maximus, 4189 nucleotides. RefSeq names its product isatin hydrolase-like. The coding region runs from base 1819 to 2673 and encodes 284 amino acids. The record is from RefSeq and is a predicted model, not a curated record. The transcript has 3 exons. Gene Ontology annotation, molecular function: arylformamidase activity. NCBI's taxonomy places the organism in Eukaryota, Metazoa, Mollusca, Bivalvia, Pectinida, Pectinidae.
UUUAUAUACAUUAUUUGAAUAUAUCAUUGAUAAAAAUGUAUUUUCUUAAUAUUUUUUUAACGAAUCUCUCAUUCAAUCCAUGCAACUGUAAGUAAAUUAGAUAUUAUUAAAGUAGCAUUUCUCAAAUGUUCUCUUGUAAUUAUAAGUUCGUUUUUUUUUUGUUGGACUACAACUUUUUGCGAGAUGUGACAGGGGCAAAAUCUCACUGCAUACGUCAGUCAAGGGACUUUAAUUUUAAGAUGAAUAACAACUGUAACUAUUUAAAAUUCUGUUUGAUGUAUAUGUACAUGACAAAACUAGGGUUGGAAUGUAUUGUGCUACCAUCACCUAUACAUUGAGAUAUGAUAUGACAACAGACUUUAUAUCCAAUCAUUAUCAUAAUGCGUUAUUGUAAUCUUGCUGAAAAGUCUGGAUAUUAUAGUAUCCAUGUAUGCAAUUCAAAAUUUAAAUAUUGAUAUUAGGUUUGUAUUGAACAUAACAUUUCACGAUUAGUUUUCAAAGCUAACUAUACUUUAACUGCCUUUAUCUAGGUCAUUGUUGUCUGAAUUAUAGCAGUAUUUAAACUGCAGCUCGAAAAUUACAAUUCAAAAGGCAAAUAUGUUACAAAGGUGACGCCCUGAAAUGAAGCAUCAAUUCAAGUAUAACCCGUAUGCACGGAACAUAACACUGAGCGAUGUCUCGAUAACAAAAUGUGACACUUAGGAAACUCAUCAAAUGAUACAAUCUCGAUGUCCUAGCGGAUGUGACUCGUUCGUUUGAUAUAAAAGAAAAAAAAAAUUGAAAAAAAAAAAUGUUUGUGUUGUUAUGACGGUUGCUAAGACCGUGACAAGAAUUGUGACACUUUUCCGCUGAAACGGCUGAUCUCUCUUCGACGUUCCUCCCUGGUAAAAGCAUGAAAAAUACAUUGUUUUAUCAUUUGAUGAUUUAACAGAUAGCAUAAGAAAAUGAUCAUAAUGAAACUAGAAGGAAAUGGCCAUGGCAGGUUGUGUUUCAUGGUGAGAUCGUGGAUCGUCCUCGUAAUAACAAGUGUAUCCUUGGAAGAAACAAAAUAUCUUACCCCGAGCCCAUAUGACGUGAUAUUCAUAACAGGCUUUCAAAAGAUAUACAGUAGGGUGUACGAUAUGGUAGGAGAAAAUAAUGUCUUUGAUACUUUUAAUAAAUUACAUAAAUUCUAUCUCUGUAAUGAAUGCAACUAUGACACUAAAUGUUGAAAUGUGAGUAUAUAUAGCGUAGCGCAUUCGUGAACCGUCGACAGUUUCCUUAAGGGAGAAAACAAAUUUAACUGAUAAUUUGAUUUUGAUUGAUAAUGAUACUGUAGUUUUUUUCCAUUUACAAUAUCAACGGGUUGUCGCGGUUGACUGAAACAUACACCUCUGUAUAAUGUUUACACAGGUGAAUUAAUCGCAACAUAGGUCUUUCUGAUAUACAAUCUAGUUUCACACGUGUUUGUAAUAUUAUCGAAUUUUAGAUGACAAUACCUAGUAUAGCUUUCUUUGCCAAAUCUCUUUACUAAAUGGUCCACCAUAACGGACUUUAGAGGGUACUAAACACUAUUUUUAUCUCGUUUGUACGAAUUUCAGUCCUUUUCUCAUGACCUACUUACAUUGACAUGCCCUAAAAUGACACGGAUUAGCUAUUGUAUGGAGCGCAACCGACCAUGACAACAAUCCAAUUUUAUUGUAAAAUUGCAUCACGUGGUUUUAUUCAUCGCGAAAGCCUCAGGCAUUUUCUCCAUCUUUACAGGUUGGUAAUGUUUGCGACCUGUCACACUCGCCACAGCAGAACACAGUAGCUUAUCAUUCUCAUGCUAUUUAAGAUAUGGAGUUCCUCAUAGCAUUUGGACUGUUUUUACAAGGAUGUUAUAGUCUGAAAAUGGUGGAUCUUAGUUACGAACUUGACUCCGGUACAAUAACUUGGCCUUCCAAUCCCCGAUUCAAUAUGUCAAUCAUGCAUCGCGGAUUUUGGACCACCCAUUUAUGGUUGGAGAACAACCGAAUCGAUUUAGCGGAACAUACAGGAACACACAUAGACGCCCCUAACCAUCUUGCAAACGAAGCUGGGAACUGGAAUAAUCAUCAAAUCCCUAUCGAACGCCUUGGUGGCCCAGGAGUGAUUAUCAACGUGAAAUCCAAGGCCGAGGCAAACAGUGAUUAUCGAGUCACUGUUGAUGAUCUGAAGGCAUGGGAGGCACGUAACGGGAGAAUACCUUACGGAGCUGUUGUCCUUAUGAACUCUGGUUGGCAGAAAUACUAUCCUGAUUAUAAUGCAGUUUUCAAAACAAACAAUAUCUCUGAUUCAAACACCUACCAUUUUCCAAGCUGGCACGAGGAUGCAGUUGAUUGGCUGAUAUCAAAUCGCGUGGUGUAUUGCGUAGGUGUUGACACGCCCUCGACUGAUUAUGGCCAAUCACAAACCUUCCCUGUUCAUGUACUUCUUAGCAAGGAAAACAUCAUCGGUAUCGAGAGCGCAGCCUACCUUGACAAAUUGCCAGAGAGCGGGUCGACAAUUUUCGUUCCAGUGUUGAAAAUCAGAAAUGGAAGCGGAGGUCCUGCCCGGAUGUUUGCGCUUUUGCCUGAUAUGGAUGUCGCCGAAGCUAACAAGGCUGUGAUUAAUGUCCUGUCACCGAUGCUCCAGCUUGCCUUAUUGCUUUUGCUCGGAGUACUUCAUUUCUGAAAAAACAGAGUAUAGUUAGUAUACACCGUAUCUGGAAUGUAAUGAGUUGGGAUAUAUUUCCUAAACAAAAGGAUGCUUAAUAAUAACAAAAGGACUCUUAGAAGGAACUGCAACCUAGAGAUUACGGCUGGGGAGCUUUAAAUGAAUGACAAAGAUUAUAAUAUCUCUGUCAAGAUAUAUUAUUAUGUAUAGACAUUUUACGCUGUGGUUUGACUGCAUAUACUCUGUGAGUUAAGCUAACCUUUUUUCAUAAUGAUUUCCUAAAUUAUAAAAAAAAAAAAAAAAUAAAAAAUUGUACGUAAAGAAAAUUUCUUACGGUUUUUACCGAACGUGUCAAAAGGGACUUUAAUACAUAUUCUGUGAAAUCACAAAACGAAGAAUACACUUUAUAUUAUUAUUUUUCCCCUCAAAAUAUCAAUAUUUUCUAAAUUCAAUCCUUUAAUAUUUCAGAUUUUACAGCGUUUCGUAUGCCUAUCCACCAGGAAUAUGCCAUUUAAAAUAUCGUUAAUUUAGGUUUUAAUUUUGAACGAUGUAUGUAGAUACUUUAUACACAUGCAUUAAUGUUAAUCUUGUUACAACAGUUUCAGAAAUCGUUUGUUUACACAUAGUGCAGAAAAUAUGCAUUCCUUUGAUAAAGAGGGCGUUAAUGCUAUCAACAGCACAGAAAAGUACUUAUUUACGUCGUGAAAUGUUUUAAGCCAACAUUCUUCAAAUAAAAAUGAAAAUUUCCUUACGAAAUCACUGCACAUCCUUCUACAAGAAACAUCGUAUCUCCUCCACACGCCAACACAAAGGGGCGAUAAGUGUGUAGCAAAAUAAUCACUGUCCAGUAGUUUGAAUUUAUUGUCAUGUAUAAAUAUACCACAUAAGUUCCAUAACAGUGUCAAAUAUACGAAAGGAAUUAAUUUGAGCGAAGUGAAAUUGCAGUAAUCUUCAGUAUUUUUCUUAUACGGGUUGUGAUUUUGAUUAAUUUUAUGUUGUAAUAAUGCACUGUAUGGAUUGAAGCUUAAAUAUUAAGGUAUGUUACGUCCUAUAAAGAAACAAAAACAUAUUAUGACAUUAGAUUGUUUUUCACUUUCAUUCAUGGUUUUACUUAAGGUUUCAACUGGAAAGGAAUAUAUUGUGGUGACAUUAUGAAACGAAAAAAACGCUUUCUAUUAUUUCAUUUUGUUUUCCAAAAUAUCAACAUUUUUGCGAUCUAAUUCUUAUCAGGAAAAGGAACUUGAAUAUACCAACUUUUUAAAUGUUCACAAGCUAUGUGUUUUUUGUUUUGUAUAAUGAUUUAUUUUUAGUCAGAUCCAUAUUUACUAUUAUGUUUUAAUCACGAGGAUAUUUUUUCUAUCAUAAGCCAUUUACGUUAAACGUUUAGCUUAGCAUUACUUGUUGGAUGACAGAAUGCAGACUACAGUUGGUAGUGAAACUUUCUUCAGGGGAAAUAACUCCGUUCCAACAAAACUGUAUAUUUUUCAAGAUGAUGAGUUAUAACCAUGGAAUAUUAAAGUUAUGAUAAUUGUAA